Messenger RNA from Lathyrus oleraceus (garden pea), 1194 nucleotides. Its product is annotated as fimbrin-5. Gene Ontology annotation, cellular component: cytoplasm; actin filament; actin filament bundle. Bases 1 to 1194 code for a protein of 397 amino acids. The transcript has 4 exons. Gene Ontology annotation, biological process: actin filament bundle assembly; actin filament network formation. Gene Ontology annotation, molecular function: actin filament binding. The record is from RefSeq and is a predicted model, not a curated record. Lineage: Eukaryota; Viridiplantae; Streptophyta; Magnoliopsida; Fabales; Fabaceae.
AUGGCUGGGAGACGGCUCCGUGAUGCAGUGAAGACAGUGCUAAGUGGUGACAAAAGCUUUGGUAGCAACAUUCAUGUUGUUAUAGCAGGGUUGACCAAUGCUUAUUCACAGUAUGUGACCACAUACGAGGAGUUGAGGUUAUACCAUCUCAAACAUUUGCAGUAUCAUUUGCUUCAUUUAACGGAACAAAUCUUCCAUCAAACCUUAAUUUUCUCACCCAUGAAACAGAAUCCAGUGGGAGAUAAUGCAGAUUCACAGGAUGCCAAAAACAGUUACCAUUAUAGAGAUGAUGUGCAAAGGUCUCCAAGGGCUUUUAUGUUAUCGAAUGAUUUCAAUAUGAAGAAUGAUUCACUUGCUCAGGACAAGCCUUUAAAGCAAAGGUUGGGUCUGGAGGGCCGAUUGAGAUAUGAUCGUGAUGCACAGACAUCUCGGGAAGAAAGAUGCUUCAGACUCUGGAUUAACAGUCUUGGAAUUGUUACUUACGUCAAUAAUGUUUUCGAGGAUGUCAGAAAUGGAUGGGUUCUAUUAGAAGUUCUUGAUAAGGUUUCACCUGGAUCUGUCAACUGGAAGCAGGCAAUAAAGCCUCCUAUAAAGAUGCCAUUUCGAAAAGUGGAGAAUUGCAACCAAGUUAUAAAAAUUGGGAAGGACCUUAACUUUUCCUUGGUAAAUAUUGCUGGUAAUGAUAUUGUACAAGGGAAUAAGAAGCUCUUACUAGCAUUUAUGUGGCAGCUUAUGCGAUUUACCAUGCUUCAACUUCUGAGAAACUUAAGAUCAUACUCCCAAGGUAAAGAGAUUACAGAUGUUGAUAUAUUAAACUGGGCAAACAACAAAGUGAAGAAAGCUGGAAGAACGUCUCAAAUGGAGAGUUUCAAGGAUAAAAAUCUUUCCAAUGGUAUUUUCUUCCUUGAGCUUUUGAGCGUUGUAGAGCCAAGAGUGGUCAACUGGACUCUAGUUACUAAAGGGGAGACUGAUGAUAACAAGAAGUUAAAUUCAACAUAUAUCAUCAGUGUCACCCGAAAACUCGGAUGCUCCAUUUUCCUGUUACCUGAGGACAUUAUAAAGAAUUCUGAAGAAAACUCCCCAGAGGCAUCGCCCGUAGCUUCAGGAGACAGUGAACAUGAAACGAAUUUAGUUAAUGAGGUAUCCGAUUUAGCCAUUGAUGAUAAUGCUUCAGUGAAAGUCAGCUCUCCUUAA